UGUCUUACACACCUCUGAAACCGAUUUGUAAGAUAAGACUUCUUUCGCUUUAAGAGGUGUCGUGCGCGCGUGUGGCUUGUAUGUGUGAGAGCGAAAGAAUUUGAGACAGUGAUUGUGUAUGAGACAGACGAAGAGAGAGAGAGCGAGCCGCAUUAAGUUCGCUGAAGAAGGGGGAGUCAGUCAGGGAGUUACGUUAGUGAGGAAGGCACCGGAGGAAGAGAGGAGGGGAAAAGGAAAGACAAAACCACACGGGAUAUAAGAGAGAUUUGAAUUUAAGAAACAAUAUAUUUUCUACUUUUACUCGUUAUCAUUACAGCGGAACAGAUUAACUUUUCAGAUGUCCACUUUUAAAAAGCAUUUUAGUAAUUGGUUAAUAUAGUUGCUAUUAAAGUGUUUCUUAUUCAAAGGAGCAGUGAAGAAGAUCAAAAUUACAAACGUUUCCAACAGUUUUCUCACAGAGGACGAAGGAAAGCACGAGGCUGGAAGAAGAGCGUUUGGAAGAAAAAUAACGGGUUUACUCUGUAAUUAUUAGUCAUUUUUCUAUACUAACCUGAAGCUUAUCACACACAUUUUUUAUAGACAAAGACACGACUGUGUAAAUAUUCAAAUAUAUAUUUGGUAUUUUUCCUAGUAAAAAUAUUAAUUUAACGGUACUGCCAAAUGCCAUGCGUUAAGGGGACAAUAGCAGAUUGCUUUGUCAGAUUUUAAAAAACCCCAGCGCAGCUAACAAAUCCGGAGACGAAAUACUGUGUUCAAAUUCACACUUGGAGCUUGUGGAAGAAAUCGGUGGACUAUGGCGGCGGUAACAAGCCCAGAGUCAAGCCCACAACCCCGAGUGUAUUUCCAGACGCCUCCCGGUACCGAGGAGAGCGAACCACCGGUUCGGAAACAAGGACGAGUGACCGUGAAAUAUGACCGAAAGGAACUUAGAAAGAGACUGAACCUGGAAGAAUGGAUUAUUGACCAGUUAACGGAUCUUUACGAUUGCGAGGAGGAGGCAAUCCCGGAGCUCGAGAUUGACGUCGACGAGCUGUUGGACAUGCCCAGCGAUGGGGACCGUGCCUCCAGGGUCAAGGAAUUGCUGGUAGACUGUUACAAACCUACUGAUGACUUUGUGGGUGAGCUCCUGGACAAGAUUCGUGGGAUGCAGAAACUCAGCACACCCCAAAAGAAAUAAGAGACACCCCCUCCCUCCCAGCCCCUAGCGUCUGAUGCCUUGAAAAUCUGUGUUCCUGAGAGGAGGGCAGGCAGGAGGGUAGGCGGGGCUUCAGCAGUAGUACCCAUACCUUCUGGGCUGGGUGGAAUAAAGGAAGAGAGGACCUCCCCUGCUGGUCUGCUCCUGGCUGCAGGGUUCAUUUCCCUCUAGUCUCUUUGUUUCUAUUGUUUGCAGGUUUCAAGCGUGUAGACAUAUUUCUAUCUCUAUAUAUCUGCAUACUAUACGUAUGUGUAUGGACUUAUGCAUAAUGUAAUAUAGUGUGGCGGUAUUAGGAUGUGUUGUAAUGGGAGCUGGUUUCUGUCUAAGUAUGGCCACAGCACUAUGCUGUGUGCUGUGUGCAAGGCAGUCGUCUCUUUAUUUAUUGGUUCUCUUUUUCUUCUUGAAUGGCAGGCAGUUAAGGGCUCAUAAAGGAAUGCUGAUUAGUGCAUUGAUGAUAGGCUAAUGAAUUCAGAGCAGGGGCAAGUGUUUGGUUGAGAAACGCAAAAUGUCCGGAAAUGUGUAGCAUACUCCCAUCCAACCCCCACCCUGCCACCAUGCCCCUCAGGGACUGUGGAAAAGUAUUUGCCAAAUGUAGCUACGCCUUCAGUCACCCAGACCUCAGAGUCUGGUCCCUCACAUUUAACAGAAAGAAGCGUCACCAAGCACCUCUGUUCAUUUUAAAACACAACCACCUCUCAGAAACAGCUUCAGUUGACCUGUUAAUAUUGCGCUCAUGUCUCACAGACUGGACCCACCCCUUUGAGAGGUGCUGUGACAUGAUGUCAUAUUCUUACACCCAGCGUGAACUGGGAGAGGGUUUCACAGCCCCCUCACUGCUGUUUGAGGUCUAAAUCACGUCAAGUGCAUGAUUCAGUUUGGCAGUGGAGCAAACUAAGAUAUGUAAAACUCAUGCAGCAGAGGGAUAUAGUGGUCAUGCUUCCUGAAUGAAAACACUGCAUACAUGUUAAUACAUAAUAGUACAUAUGCAGAUAUUAUAAAGAAUGUAUCCAUGUCUCUCAGUGGGGUAAAUAUGGACACACACACCCGACUAGUGGCCGACAACAACCUAUCACUGUGGUAUGUCCCACAUAGGCUGGUGUCACCUGCAGCUCAUGCCUGUCAUUCCUGAUACAUGAGCCACAGGAGUGAGUAUUUAUCAAAGACAUACUGGUUAUACCAUGAGACCAUCUCGACCCAUCGCGUGUGUGUAGCCCCAGGUUUAUACCUGUAAGUUAGCCAGUUUCAUGUAUUUCAGUCCUUAUGCAUACUGGACAUUAAAACUGACUUUGCUGUCAUUUUACAAUGUUUCAAUGUAUGGAUAAUAGUAAAUAUACAUGAAACUACCAAUAUACUUAUCCAUGUACAUGUAUACAUGUCAGUAAGGGUCACUAAAAAUGAAUCAUCAUUAAGGCUACAUGCUGAAACUGUCAUGACUGGCAACACUGCUCUGACACCAACAAACAUCUACUUAAUUGUAGUGGAAGUCUUCAAUGUCUGAAACGUUAAAGUGGACAUGAAACAGCCUAAUUUUGACGAGUUUUGUACAGAAUUAAGUGUGUUGGAAUUUGUUUUGAGAAAAUUUUAGAUAUAAAAUGAUUACACGUUAAAUUAUAAUAGAUUUAUGUUUGGGACUAACUUAUGCUUUCACUCUGGCUCGCCGCCAUAUUGCCGUUGUGUAAUUGACUACGUCAUGAGGUUGGUUAGUUGGAAAGUUGACCUAGGAAGACAGCCGUUGCGGCGGUGGUACGUAGAAUUUCGAGAGAAACUUGCUUGUUGUUCGAGAGAAAAAUAAUUUUAAAAAUCAAUAAAAUCAUUUUUAAAUCAAUAUUUUGUGUCAAAUUAUUGAUUUUUUUUAGUAAAUAGCCGUGUAAUAAGUGUAUAAUGUACAACUUUGCGUCAGGGUCCUGCAUCACCCCUUCGGGGUUUAUUUCACAAUAAUGACCAGCUCGCUGUACAUUAUCCCUUACAUAUUAUCUAAUCAUUAUCUUGUUGACUAGAUGGCUGUGCUUUGACGAGAAAAGAGGUAACAUAACCCCGGUCAUACCUCUCUCUGCUCUGCCAGAUGGGCGUGCUGUUGGGCCCUUUCCUCACGGCGCACAGCUACUUCUUUGCUAUUAGAGUGGGUUGGACGGUCUGUAUUCCCAAUCUUCUAAGAGGAAAAAUCAAACACAGUGGGAGCAGCCUCGGACAUCAGCUUGUUGGUCUGAUGAACCACCAGUACGCCUGACUCUCGUCCACAUCGUCCUCGUUUACAAAGUGCUCGCUACAAACCCUAGCAUCACGGCUAACUGGGGGAUUCUUUCGUUUCAGUGCAUCUAGCCAACGAUAAAGAACCGCUUGCUGCUUAAGAGGCAAAGUAUGAAAGUGGACAAUCUUUCUUCGGUUUUUGACUCUAUAAAAUUCAUUGCUGCAUCCAGGGGCAAUACAAAAGUGACCCCCCUUGCAUUGCUUUUUAGUUUGCAUUGCAUUUGCAUUGCUUAUUUUCCAUUGAGUCAGUGAUUGUCAGUGCUGUCACUAGUUAGCUAAUGUGAACUAAUGUAGAAUUUCCAAGACAACCAACCUCAUGA
Molecule: messenger RNA, 3762 nt
Organism: Megalops cyprinoides (Indo-Pacific tarpon)
Lineage: Eukaryota; Metazoa; Chordata; Actinopteri; Elopiformes; Megalopidae
Gene: ppp1r14bb
Product: protein phosphatase 1, regulatory (inhibitor) subunit 14Bb
Exons: 4
Coding region: 794-1177 (127 amino acids)
Biological process (GO): regulation of phosphorylation; innate immune response
Cellular component (GO): cytoplasm
Molecular function (GO): protein serine/threonine phosphatase inhibitor activity
Source: RefSeq, a predicted model, not a curated record